UUUUAAAAAUUGGAAAGAUUUUAAUUCUGAAUUUUAGUUUUGAAACAUUGACGUUUUAAUUUUAAAACCAUGAAAUCUGAAUUCUUAAACUUUCAUCAUGUGCUAUACAUAUUGAUCAAACAUGCAAUCACUUUUAUACAUUGUUAUCCCUUGUUCUUCUGUUACAGGUGUAUCUUAAACAAUAAAUACAUUGAAUAUUAUUAUUUCGUACUGAAAUAACAAAGUCAUAUAAAAAUGAUAAAGAGAAAGAAGGGUAAAGGUAACAAAUUUGCUCGAAUGAAUGAAGAAGAACGUGCACGUUACAUGCAACAUCGUGUUGAAUUUGAAUUAGAAGCAAAACGGCGUAAACAGCAAUUAAUAGCUAUUUUCACCAAAAAUAAGCUAAAACGUGAAGGAGUAUUUUUUAAACUGAACGAUGCAAAAAUCAAUGAAAAAUGGAGAUACAUUCUGCGACAAAUAAAAUGUACAGAAUUCUAUGAAGAUAUAAAACAUGUUUCUGAAACUUUUGAAAGAGCAUUAAAGAUAAAAAAUGAAACAAUAUCUUGUCUAGAAAAGGAAUUAAAAACAGCUGAUGCAGACCACAGAAAGCUCCAAGAGUCUCAUAUUAUGUUAAUAAAUAAUAUAAUUGGAAAAUACAAAGAGAAAUUAAAAAUAUUACAUGAUAUGUACAAUUUGAAUAAUAUUGAAUGUAACAAUAUCAUUGAACUAAAUGAAUUGAAAAAUUAUUUGAAAGAAAAUUGUAAAGAAAUUUAUAAUAUCAUACAGAAGAAAAUUGUCAGUUUAAAUGAAAAACAAUCUACAAAGAAAAUAAAAAAUGCUGUGAACAUUCUUAACAUAGCAUACUUGAAGGAAGACUUAACAUCAGAUCUUUUGAAUUCUUCUUUUUUUAAAAUUGAAAAUCUGUGGGAUUAUCUUCAUAAAAUGAUAGAUGAAUAUGAGCGAAUAACUAAGAGCAAGAAAAAACAAUAUGAGUAUUUAAAAGAACAAGACAAUAUUGAUCAAAUGUUAAUAUUACAAUAUCCAAAAACAUGUUUGCAACUACAGAAUGCCAUUGAAAAUUUGAAAUCCAAUAUAGCGAUACUACGUAUGAAAAGAGACAGUCACAUAGAAAUACUUAAAACACAAGCAACAGAUAUAAAUAAAAAAUUCAAAGAUAUUAAACAAAAGAUUGUUAUAAUGCAGAUAAUUGAUUCUUCGAAAAGGAAAAAAUUAAUUAUUACCAGCAAUGAAAUUUUGAAGUAUUUACAGCAAAUCAUGGAAAAAAGUUCUAUGGUCCUGGAAAUGGUUAAAAUCUGUUCUGUAUUAGAACCAACAUCUUUUAAUACAAAAAGGUAUUUUACACAGGAUGCAAUACCAACUGAAUUUUUUGACAAUAAUAUACCUAAAUCGUACUACAAAAUCAAUAAAUUUUGGGAACAGUAUAAUUACAUUAAAGUAGAUAAUAUUUUAUUAAAAAAGAAAAGUAACAAAUUAUGUGCAGAGAAUGAGAAAUUGACACAUAAAUUACAGGAAUACAUUAUAGCAGUCUCUGAUAUACCAGUAUUGUAUCCCAUUGUUUCACCUCUGAUUUAAAUAGGCUAAGUAAU
Messenger RNA from Osmia bicornis bicornis, 1586 nucleotides. Its product is annotated as dynein regulatory complex subunit 2. The record is from RefSeq and is a predicted model, not a curated record. Lineage: Eukaryota; Metazoa; Arthropoda; Insecta; Hymenoptera; Megachilidae. The transcript has 6 exons. Bases 235 to 1572 code for a protein of 445 amino acids. Gene Ontology annotation, biological process: regulation of cilium movement; axonemal dynein complex assembly; cilium-dependent cell motility. Gene Ontology annotation, cellular component: axoneme; axonemal dynein complex.